Serpula lacrymans var. lacrymans S7.9 is the source of this 264-nucleotide messenger RNA. RefSeq lists its product as uncharacterized. The coding region runs from base 1 to 264 and encodes 87 amino acids. The record is from RefSeq and is a predicted model, not a curated record. The transcript has a single exon. Lineage: Eukaryota; Fungi; Basidiomycota; Agaricomycetes; Boletales; Serpulaceae.
AUGCAAACACCUCCCAAGCAACAGCGUGACAACGAACCUAACACGACAGACACUGGGAAGACCGAAACACUGUACUGCCCAGAGUGUUACUUACCGCUGCACCCAGAUCCCAAGCCAGAGAGGUUGUAUAUAUUCUUGCACGCACUCAGGUAUACUACUAGUUUGGGAUCAUUCGAGACGGAGAUGCCUGAAUGGACCGCCGAGGGAUGGGAGUGGGAUCAGUCAUGGCAGACUACUUACGAUAUAGGAUUGGAGGUAUUAUAA